This is a messenger RNA of Alexandromys fortis (reed vole), 1494 nucleotides long. RefSeq names its product glycine C-acetyltransferase (gene Gcat). Gene Ontology annotation, molecular function: pyridoxal phosphate binding; glycine C-acetyltransferase activity. The coding region runs from base 72 to 1322 and encodes 416 amino acids. Gene Ontology annotation, cellular component: mitochondrion. The transcript is spliced from 9 exons. Gene Ontology annotation, biological process: biosynthetic process; L-threonine catabolic process. NCBI's taxonomy places the organism in Eukaryota, Metazoa, Chordata, Mammalia, Rodentia, Cricetidae. The record is from RefSeq and is a predicted model, not a curated record.
GCCCUGCCCACGCCACGUGACAGGGAGAGCUAGGCAGUCGGCUGGCAGGCACAUUUCAUCCCGUGGGCGCGAUGUGGGUCAGCAGCAUAUGGCGCACGACGUUGUCACCCGGUCGCCGCGCGCAAUCAGCGCUGGCGCAGCUGCGCGGUAUCCUGAAGGGCGAGCUAGAAGAGAUCCGCGGGGCUGGCACCUGGAAGAGUGAGCGAGUGAUUACGUCCCCCCAGGGACCGAGCAUUCGUGUGGACGGUACCUCCGGAGGAAUCCUCAACUUCUGUGCCAAUAACUACUUGGGCCUGAGCAGCCACCCCGAGGUGAUCCAGGCAGGUGUGCAGGCUCUGGGAGAGUUUGGAGCUGGUCUCAGUUCUACUCGCUUCAUCUGUGGGACCCAGAGCAUCCACAAGAAGCUAGAAGCCAAGCUAGCCCUUUUCCAUCGGCGUGAGGAUGCCAUCCUCUAUCCCAGCUGUUUUGAUGCCAAUGCUGGCCUGUUUGAGGCUCUGCUGACCCCCGAGGAUGCAGUCCUGUCAGAUGAGCUGAACCAUGCUUCCAUCAUUGAUGGCAUCCGGCUGUGCAAGGCCCACAAGUACCGCUACCACCACCUGGACAUGGCUGACCUGGAAGCUAAGCUGAAGGAGGCUCAGAAGCACCGGCUGCGCCUGGUGGCCACAGAUGGAGCCUUCUCCAUGGAUGGUGACAUCGCUCCUCUACGGGAGAUCUGCCGCCUCGCUGCUCAAUAUGGUGCCCUGGUCUUUGUGGAUGAAUGCCAUGCCACUGGCUUUCUCGGGCCCACCGGACGGGGCACAGAUGAGCUGCUAGGUGUGAUGGACCAGGUCACCAUCAUCAACUCCACUCUGGGGAAGGCUCUAGGGGGAGCAUCAGGGGGCUAUACCACAGGGCCUGAGCCUCUGAUAUCCCUGCUACGUCAGCGUUCUCGGCCCUACCUCUUCUCCAACAGCCCGCCCCCUGCUGUUGUUGGCUGUGCUUCUAAGGCCCUGGACCUGCUCAUGGAGAACAGUGCCAUUGUCCAGUCUAUGGCUGCUAAGACCCGGCGGUUCCGCACUAAGAUGGAAGCUGCUGGCUUCACUAUCUCAGGAGUUGAUCAUCCCAUCUGUCCUGUGAUGCUGGGUGAUGCUCGGUUGUCUUCUCAAAUGGCAGACGACAUGUUAAAGAAAGGCAUCUUUGUCAUCGGAUUCAGCUACCCUGUGGUCCCCAAGGGCAAGGCUCGGAUCCGGGUACAGAUCUCCGCAGUACACAGUGAGGAGGACAUUGACCGCUGUGUGGAGGCCUUCGUGGAGGUGGGGCGGCUGCAUGGAGCUCUGCCUUAAGCACUGGGUAGGGGCCGGCAGAGCCAGAGUCCCUCUGCUGCCGUAGGGACACAGAGAUCUUCUGGUCAGUCCAGACUAGAGGCUCUGACCCAAUCCAGACAUCUAGAGCCUGACUGAAAAUGGGCCUGAACUUGUAGUUGGGGAGAGAAAAAUGUAAAAAUUGGCUAUGACA